Lymnaea stagnalis (great pond snail) is the source of this 6844-nucleotide messenger RNA. The record is from the annotation of a GenBank genome assembly. Lineage: Eukaryota; Metazoa; Mollusca; Gastropoda; Lymnaeidae.
GCAAAAGCUAAAAAUGUGACAUCCUCCAUUGAGAUAAUGAAUGAUGAACUCUACAUAAACUUAUUUUCUCCCAUGAUUUAUCCAUCACCUGUUUGCAAAUUUUCUACAAACGUAAGUUCAUUUACACCAGUUAGUAAAUGCACACAUUUUAAUUACAUAUAUUUGUUGAAUAUAUCUUACUAUUACAAAAUAUUUGGCAAUUAUCUGCUUAUGCGACUGCUGGCUUUGUACCUUCUCUUCGAUACAUUUCAUUCAAAACUGUUAAGCUGGUAUUAACUAAUUAAUAUAGUUAUUGUUAUACAUGAACUUAAAGGGAUGCCUAGAUUUUUGCUGCUGUAAGGAGUGAAAUAUUUGUCAAAAUAUAUGUCUACUUUUUAGUAAUUUCACAUUAAAAUGACGCUUUUUUAAAAAUUAUUUUUAAUACAUCUUUCUUAUUUUAAAUUUUUCAAAACUUCAUUUUAUAAACCUUUUGAAAUAUAUUUGUAUCUAUUGAAAUAAAAUUUAAUAUGUUAGAUUUCAGACAAGAAACAUCUUACAGAAUGUUCCUUCUCCUCACUAGCUUUACGUAGAUUAACUAAAUUUCAAUAAUACGUGUAGUCAAAAUUUAACUACUGUUGUAAUACUUAGAAAUUUAGUAAAUAUUUAUUAAUUUUAAACAUCCAACUCCUAUUAGUUCUGACGUACUUGCCAAAAAGAAUGAUGUGUUUGUGAUACAAACAUCAUGUUUGAAUUAUAAUGAGAUUUGGAAAUUAACACACAAAAAAAAACAUGACACAUUUUUCCAUUACUUCGUAUCAUAUUUAUUGUUCACUUUUCGUUUAUCGCAAUCUCAAAAAAAAUAUUUUAAUUGCUCAGCUUUCUGCUUUACCUAAUUGAAUUAAUGAUUAUUUCAGUAGAAAACACAUAUACUUCAAAUUGAAAUUAGUAUGUUUACAUGGCAAAAACUGUUUGUAGCCUUCGUUACAGGAAUCAUACAAUGAAACUUCCAGCAUCCAUGAAGUAACUUAUAAUAAGAAACUUUACUACUCGAUUAAUUGCACAUUAAGUUUACCGAUGUCAAAAGUCAAGGAAAAGAAACACGAUGUUCUUGUUACGUUAUAUCCAGAUGUCACAGAUACGAUCUUCAACAUUCAACGCAUGGGAACUACGUUGUGUUUUACAAUUGAUUUAAGUAAGUAAAUGUCUUGUUUCACCGUAAAUGUAAACACUGUGGUCUGUUGAUUAGUAUGUUGAUUUCACUUUUUUCUCAAUUAUUUAAAAUAUUUUUUUCAAAAUACGCCUAAUAAGAAUAUAUCGUAAGCCUUAAGUAAGGACGUUGUAUGUACAGACGAUUUAGAAGGUUAAGGGUCGGAAAUUUUUGAGUAAAUGAGAGGCUAUUGGUGUUGGUUAAUUCUUUUUACGUUUGGUUUGGUGACAUAACUUGUAAAUAGAAGGGAAUGAAAAAAAGAGAUGUUUAAGCUGGUCUUUAUGUAAAAAAUAUUAGAUAAAAUAUAAAAUGGACAAUAGCAAUAAUUUUUAAAUAGAGGUGUAGAAUAUUCAAAUGAAAGGGUGAGAGAUAGUUUAUAUGUCCUACUGUAAAAAUGAAACUAGAACUUCGCAUUUUAUAUUUUAAUUUUUUUUAAAAUAUUUAUACCAACAUAAGGUCAAGACACAGUAUCGGGCAAUCAACAAUGUCCUUAUUAUUUAAUAAAUGGAUCAAACUUUCGAUGUCUUUGCGAUCUACCCAACAAUAACAAUAGAUCUCUAAAAGAGUCAACUUUAACAAAUUAUUUUACAACCAAUGAAUUCAUUGCUAGCACAACUUUUUCAGGUAAGUAUACUUGCAUAUUUUAUUUAGUAUUUUCCCCGAUGGAAACUUUCAUAAAUAUUUUAGUCACCUCAUCUAACGUCCAAGUAAAUAACUGCUUUUCUUGCAAAUAUCAUUUAUGUGAUUUUAAAAGGUUUACAAAAAUAUUUUUAGCAAAUAAGCUGGUUUGCAAAAUUUUAAUGACACAAAAGAUCAUAUGUGAAUGAGUGACACUUCAGUUUGAACAAUUAAAUAUAACGUUUAGAACAUCUUAGAUAAAAAUGUAACUGAUUGUUGACCAUAUUAUUUAGUGCGUUGAUAAUCCGGGUUUCCUUGAACUUUUAACGUGUUGAUGAUUUUCAAGCUAUUUGUUUUCUUUCCUUAUUGAUUAUUGAGAUCAGUCUGAAAAUCAUAUUCAAAAGACAAUAUGUCUGUGAUAGUUGGUCCCUUUUUAGGAGAUGAGCUUGAAAAUACCUGUAUUAUUACAUUUAUUGAUCAUGAAUUAUUAUGCACAAAUUAAUUAUUUAUCUGGUUGAUCGUUUUAAGUAACAGCGGCAAAGACUACGAUAGACACUUAAAAAAUUGAGAUUUGAAUUGGAUUAAUCUACUUGUAGAUUUCAUAAUUCCUAUCCCUUUAACGAGUUACCGUGAUAAUAAUCAUGCAAUGGCCUUUGGUAGGUAAUAUAUUUCAGGAAUAAUAAUUGCGAACACGUCUCUGUCUGAGAUUAUCAUUAAAUAACUUAAAAUGUAAGAAAAAGAUAGAGACAGAUGGUUAACAUUUGGUUAGUGCACCACAUAGUCUUGUAGGAACUAAAACUUAAUAAAUAUGCCAGUUAACCAACAUUGGUGUCAAUAAAAGAUUAAAAAAAUGAGUAUUAAACCUGUUUUUUUUAAUUAUGAAAGUUCUUUUGAUAUUUUAGAAAAACAAUUUUUUUUUAUCUUUGCUAUUUUUAACCUAAGAUGUUAAAUAUUUAAAUCAGAAUGUUUGUGAUCAAUUCAAUUAAUUUGAGAUAAAAAAAAUAAUAGUAGCACCUUCAAUCAGUUAAAUUAUUUACAUUCAUAUUUAUACUCAAAUCACCGAGUAGUGCUCGACUUUUGAAUCGACCAUAAACAUUUUAAUUACCGUACUCGCGGUAGAUCUGACUUUUGCUAAGGGUGUUCAGUUUGCUGAUGAGACCGAAACUCAGGGACGAAAUAUUAUUGUGCAGUAAGAACUGGGGAUGUGUGGGACAUCUACAUGUGCUGUCUUACUUGGCGCUUAAGGGUAUUCUAAAUGCUCUUUCAAAAACCUGGAUUCGGCAUGAAGUCUCUUGAGGCUGAAUAAUUUACAAUCGAAUAGGUGUUUGAAACAAAAUAAAACAUUUUCCUUUCUGCAUGGAUCAGACAUUGUGGCGGGAAAAAGGGGGCUCUUAAAAGUGUUGGGGUAAGGAAACAGAAAGGUUGACGCAAUUUACCACAGUAAAUGUUAAAGACGUAUUUCCAUUUUUUCCAAACCUUAGCUAUCAUGGAAAUGCCGUAAAAUUAAAAUGAACUUACCCGGAUUGCCCAAAGACCUUCUCUCUAGUGUCGAAUACCUUGGUCAGUUCUAAAUAGGUGAUGAGUAGGUCAAUAUUAUGUAAUUGGCAUUUUUCAUGUAGCUGCCUGGCCUCAAAAACCAUAUUAAUAUUUUCACGUUUUUUAUGGAAAGCGUAGUUGCUUCCAUGAAGUAAAUCGUUUUCAAGAUGCAUAUUAAGAAGGUUUAUCAAGAUUCUACCUUGUAUAUUGCUUGCAAGAGCAAAAAAUAUCGCAAGAUGAAAGGUUACCUUUACGCUUGUACAGAUAAACAAGAAAUAAAUGCAUUAUUGAAAUCUUGAGGAAUAGUCUGCGGUUGCCGCUUAGUUAUGAGCAUCUGGUAGAUCCUGUCAGUUAGUGCUUUGACUCUACUUUGUAUAUGUUUGUGGGUAUAGAGACAUAACCUCGAGCGUUGCCACAUGAGGGAAGAUACAUACCUUGUUGGCUCUAAUUUUGGGUGGAAUUGUCUUCCAUUUCUUGAGGGAUUUGAACAGGUGCGAAAGAUUUCAUAAUACCAUCUUUGAUUGAUGACGGGAAAUUUGUGAUGCCGUCAAAAUCUUCAUCCCAACAUUACAUAAUAUUGUCCCUCUCAGUGAUUAGAGUUUUCUCACCAGGACACAAUAGUUCGCAAUAUCUUCAUAAAACGGUGCCACAAACUUCUUUAAGCGAUAAGUGUACAUAUGUUGGUCAUGUUGGUCCGCAUAACCCUAGAUCGCGUCAGUUUCACCACUCAACCAUUUAUAAUGCCAUAGACGCAUUUUAGGCCCUCUAAAUACAUUUCUAGGAACCCUUCCAAUCAAUGACGUCGUGGCAUACCCAAGAAUUGAAGGGAACAAUAAAAUAAAGCUUGACCUGACAUGGAAUGAAAGCUAUGACAGAGUGAAGAUCAUGGUGAAACUUGGUCUUUACUUUAUCUGGGUUUGCAGCCUAGCAGCUGAUAAUGGUGCGGUGUUUUCUUUCACUUUAGAAAGGUCGUUAUCCAACCGUUGACUUUCUUCGAAAGUCCAGAGGCUUGCCAGUAAUUGCAGAUUUAAAAAAAAAAAAAUCAGCAUCAUGACGCCCCUCUAUGUCUCAGUCACCGCAAAAGAAAAUUUAUCCAGAGCCCCCAUUUCCCAUAGUUUAUGGUCUAUGACGUUUAUGAUGCAAUUUCUACAGUGUACCUAGCUAAUUCCUAUAAAAACAUGUUCUUCUCUAAGUUCUUUCAAAAUCGUCUUUGUCCUAAAGCGGGCGCAGACUAAAAAAGCUGAACUUCAGAAGGAUUGUUUUUAAGUUUUGUUUUGCUUCAUUUGAUUUUUAAAAAGUCGACCAAAUACUUAGGGUCAUUUUUAAUUCUUGUAGGCUCGAUAGGGAACGAUGGAGCAGACGACUGAAGAACAUGAUUUCUAGAUUGUUUCCCAUGCUUUUGGUGCUUCUCACUCAUUCGAUGGUCUGCCGGAAAUUCCUGAUGCUCGUUUUCAGUGACCGAGACGCCUAUCUGCAGUUUUGUGACUACAGCUGCCAGUGUACCUAGGCCAAACGAUUUAGUGGGAGAAACUUAGGGCAGAAGACUUUUUAGUAAAAACUUAGAUGAAAUGUAUGAUUAUUAAAAUGAAGAAAGCAAAGGGACAAAGUUAACCAUUUUUUAAGCAAAGUAACCUGUUGCCCCUGUUAAGGAGUAAGUGUAUAAUAAUAAUUUCUAUGUCUAUUUAAACACAGAAAAUCUCAGAGAAAACCAUAUGUGUGAGAAAAAUGCAAAUCUUAGUUUGCUGAUCAUCAUAAUUGAGGCGGCUGUUAUCAUCAUAUCUUGGUUGGUUAUAUCUGCACUGUGUUACACGCAAAGAAGUAAGUGUUUUUAAUUAUUACUGAUGGUUAUUAUUUCAAAAAAAUUAUUUGAAAGUUUAUUUGUAACACUGCGCAUUUUGAAAAAUGAAGUCAUUUAAUAAUUAUUUUAAUAAAAGUACAACAUAAAUGCUUGUUGAAUUAAUAAAGUUGCAAGUAUUGUCGAACCAAUAUAAUGACAAAUAAUAUGUUAAUUGUUUUAAAAAAAAAGCUUUUUAUUAAUUUCAAAACCAUUACUUGAUUUUAGCCUUAAGGAACACAAAAAGACUCUUAAAUUCAUUUGUACAACAAAAAAAGUAGAAUACGUUCUGAUUCCUUAAAACAAUGUUAGGGGCUUUAAUUUAUUUUACGAAAAGCGAAUAAAUUUAAAUUUGAUAACAAUAAAAUAUAUAUUUUCUAAUUUAGCAUAAGUUUAAGCAUUUAAUUAUAUAUUACAAAUGCAUUUAAAAUAACAAUUAAAUAAUUAUAUAGGUAUUUUAUUAAAAUUUGAACGUUAUGAUGAUAUUUUUUAUGAUCGGUAAAUUAUGAUCCAAUAAUUAUUUUUAUUAUAUCGUAAUAAAAAAUUUUAGGCACACCCAAUCAUACGUUUUUAUUUUUAGUACGUUUUUAAAAUUGUGAAAUUAAAUUAAAAAUUAAUUUGAUCCAAAAGAUAUUCUAACAAUAAACCAAGUAAAUUUUCGAUAUAACUCAAAAAAGAAAAAUUACAUUAAUUUCAUAAGGGCAAAAUUCAAAAUUGCAAAUAAAAAGCUUUUUUUUUUCAUUAAAAUUUAAGAAAUGGGUGUUAAAAAACAAUUUUGUAUUGUCCCCUCUUUAAAAGUAAAAUAAAUUAAUUCCAUUGAUUGUUGUUUUUUUUAAUGUUAAUAAAACACACCAACUAAUAACUUGGUAUUUUUUAAAAUUUUACAUAGGUUCUAGAAUUUUUUUUUUUAAUUUACACUCUUUAUAUUGAUAAAGUAAUACAAACUUAAUUUUUAAAAAUAAGUUUAAAAAAUAAUCAUGUUUUAGUCAACUUGUGCUGCGAAAUUUCGUAGCCAAAUGGCAAUAAUUACUAAUUACUAACUCAUCAUAAUCAUAUAAAAAAAACAAAUAAAAAUGCAAUAAGUUCCUUUUGCUAUCAAAAUCUCAAAACAAAAUUAUAUGACAGAUUUAAUUUUGGUUUAGUUUUUAAUGUUAAAAUAAUUUUUCAAAAAUAGGGAAUUUGUUAGGUAGAAUUAUCUGUAUCAUAAAAAAAAUGAAUAAUGAUGGGAAAAGGUGGGAAAACUUUUCAAAAAAAUUGCCACAAUUUUUGCGAAUGAAAAGUAAAAUUCGCCGAAUUUCUAACAAAUCAUAAGACAUCACUAUUAAUGUCUAGUUUAUGGUAAAUAUGUUUACAAAAUAGCAUUUUACACUUAUAUAAAAUGUUUAUUUUCUUUUAAAUUUAUAUAUAUAUAUAUAUUUAAUAUAACUAUUAUUUAAUCUUUUCGAGAUUAUACUAUCCAAAGAGAAGAAGAACAUAAUCAAUAUAAUGCCAUUGAGAUACAACAUCAAGAAGAUCCCAAUGAUGGCUAUAUGACACCUCCUGAAAUGACAAGUGGAAAUAUAUAUCAAGCAAAACCACAGAAACAUUUCACUUAUAUGAACGUAUUUUUCAUAAUGAAUAGAAGGGAAAGAUUAAAAUAUAUAAUUUUCUUUUCGUUUCACUGAUCAAAU